Sceloporus undulatus (fence lizard) is the source of this 878-nucleotide messenger RNA. RefSeq lists its product as uncharacterized. The coding region runs from base 75 to 692 and encodes 205 amino acids. Lineage: Eukaryota; Metazoa; Chordata; Lepidosauria; Squamata; Phrynosomatidae. The transcript has 3 exons. The record is from RefSeq and is a predicted model, not a curated record.
UUCAGCCUACCUAUAUAAGCCCACCUGUCCCAUCCACCAGGCAGUCUCUGCCUUACAGGUGCCUAGGGGCCACCAUGUUCGGUCCCUCCUGGCAUCUGGGUUUGGGGUUGGCAUUGCUCCUGGGGCAGCUGGCAUUUGAGGCGGAGGGCUGCUGUGAGCGCCAGGAGCCCCCUCCAGAACCAAGGUGCUGCAAUCUCAAAGAAAACCUUCAAGAAGCGCACCAACAACAGCGGUGCCACAAUGAGGAGCCUUCCCCUUCGGAAGAGCGAGAAGAGGCAGAUGACUGGGACUCCCAUCUAGAGUUUAUGGAUCAAGUGAGGAGGAGGCAGCUGGAGGAGGCUGCGGCGUACGAGGCCAAUGUGAUCCCAGACUACUACAAGCGGAUGGCCGUCUCCCACUACAACGACCACAGCCCUGGCCCUUACUACCGACACCUGGAGGACACCCAACUCAAAGUCAAGAAAGCCAUUGGGACGAUGGCUUACGUCCGUCUGUUAUUGGAGAAGACCAACUGCUUCAAGGAUGACCAGAGGGACCGGUUUGUAACCUUUACGAACGAAUACCUGGAUUCCUUGGGUUGCGGACUGCCCCUUGAAAUGGAGCAGACGAAAAUGGAGUGCACCUUUGGCAUUUUUAUGGACGCGAGAUCCGGACACGAGGCGGUGGUUAGCCACAAAUGCGCAGCCCUGUGAAACCCUGACGAAUGGAAAUGAUGGUUUUUCGGACGCUGUUUUCAGAGGCUGCCAGCCAUCCCUCCAAACCCACCGUGAAAAUCACUUAGAUGCAAGCCGUCCGAUUCUGGAAACUGGACCCUUCUCCUCCAUCUAGACUAGUCUCUGCUAGCUCUCCUCCUUUUGCCUGGUUCCCAAAUAGAAGAA